Messenger RNA from Pocillopora damicornis (cauliflower coral), 2752 nucleotides. RefSeq lists its product as uncharacterized. The record is from RefSeq and is a predicted model, not a curated record. Gene Ontology annotation, molecular function: oligosaccharide binding. NCBI's taxonomy places the organism in Eukaryota, Metazoa, Cnidaria, Anthozoa, Scleractinia, Pocilloporidae.
AAAUAAAAGAUUGUACAGCAUGUCAUUUUGCGAACCGCACUCCUUCAGUUAUCAUUAAUUGAGUGAUGGGGCCUUGUCAUUUCUAUCGGCCAAUCAGUGGGCUACUUGUAAUGUAGGCCUUGCGAUCCAGAGUUUCUCAUUCACUUGUUAUGAGGUAUGCUGUACAGUAGUUAACAUGCAAGUCUCGCUAGUACAGGGAAUCGCCGUGCUAUGUGUCGCCUUUUAUUGGUGGGAUUUUUCACUGGCAUCCAAACGCCAAGGGCAAAACAGAGAAGCAAGGUUAACGCUUAAACCAAAACACGGAGGCCAACUUAUGCUUUCCUCGGGCAGGAUCAAGCUCGGGGAAGUGUUUUUGUCGGGAAUCAACGGCCUGCGCGGAGAGAGGGGCGAAAAGGGAGCGAAAGGCGAGAAAGGCAGCCAGGGCGAAAAGGGUGAUAAAGGAGACAGCUGCUCGAGUAGUUGCAAAAACAUUUUUACAUCGUCUACAUCCGGAUCUUGCGAUGCUCGAACAGAAGGCGAACUAAGGUACGACAAAAAAUCUUCCCAUCUCUUCCUCUGCAGCCGGAAACAAUGGCAUCAACUGCAGACUGUCCUGCGGGGAGAGAUUAGCAACUCACCACCAAGAAAGUCCUGUCUCGAUAUAUUGUUCAAAGGUGAGGGUCAGGGUGAUGGUAUGUACUGGAUCAACCCAGCUGGUACAGACCCUGAGCGGAACGCAUUUCGUGCGUAUUGUGACAUGACAACUUCAGGAGGAGGUUGGACCCUUGUUGCCAAGGUCACCCAUGAUUACAGCUGGGUUUGUCCUGAUAGAGAUGGUGGUAUGUGCCGAGGAUCAAAGACGAACCCAUUGAAUGCCAACCUGUUCCAUGAUAUCCACCAAAGGGACACUGUGGACUUGUCAAUCAAAAGCAACAUCGAUGCUGGAGUCCAUCUGAACGACACGAUCAUCCGAAUGCUUUUCGUUUCUGGUCGUCAAUCUGUUCGGUUCACCUUUGUUGGUUCCGGAAAUGACUGGACGGCAACAGAAGAUGCCUACGCUGCAUUCAACCCAAGCAAAAAGAACAGGAUGUUUGUGGAUCAUGAAUGGGGUCAGUACACGCUUGACAACGUAGACUACACGUGGAAUAUCAUCAAGCACACUCGCAAGGACAAGACCUUUCGUGGCAAAAUUAUAUGUUGGGGAAACAAGGUGAAGCACUCAUACCGCUUCUAUGAUCAUGGCCUGCAUGUCGGCUCUCCUGCAUCCGCCCAUAAGCCCUGCCUGCUCGACAAUAAUGAAAACGAGGUUAUGCUCAAGAGCCACUAUGCCACCUUACAAGGCUCUCCACUAAAAGCCCGCUGGGAUAUGGCUCAGUUUGGGUUCCUUGGGGCACAGUUUGUUCAGGUGCCGAAUAAACGCAUUGCAAUAUGGGUACGAUGAGUUAGAAAGACUCAGAAGCUGAACAUUGCUAAUAACUGAGAAAUGUUAUUAUUAUUAUCAUUCACGUCUUUUCAAGACGCCCACACUUACUCAGGUUGGAAAAGAUGCGAGUUGAACUGAAAGUGUAUAAUGCAUAUCGUAAAAUGAGCCAAAAAAAACCCCAAAAGCGAGCGCUGUAUUUAGUUUACUGACAUGAUAGUGAGUUUCUCUAUUCUUCAUACACUUGGGAACCUAACCCUCACGAGUAGAGAAAAAUUAUUCAACCCCUUAGUGAAAAUAUGGAGAAAAGACAGUUUUAAGUGAUUUCUCAUUUAAUUUCCAAUGAUAUACAUGUAAACUCCUUAUAUCAUUCAACAUUACCCUGAAAAAAGAGCGAUGCGAAUGGCUAAUACGUGUGAUCGUGAUUUAACACCAAAUUCUCGACGCCACUUUGCAAAACAUGUGUGGAACCUAGAAGGAAGAAGUACAGAUCAGUUACAGGGUUAGAUUGCUUAAUGUUACUUCUGUCGAGAGAGUGCAUUUGAGCCAUCUCAUUAACAUCAUUUGGAAUCUGUCCUAGUGGGUCCUCUCGCUAUGAAACUGGAAAUGUACAGUUUUUAGUUUGUGAUGUUUGACUAACUAAACUUAGGCCGAGAAUAAGCCCAAGUGUAAGUUGUGCAAGUUAUAAAACGCAGAAUAUCCGAUGAGAUUCUGUAAAUUUAGCUACAAAGUAAAUUACUAAGAGGAAUUAGCUUUAUUUAUUACUCAUUAGCAUUUCUGGGUGGCUAAGAUAGUAAAAAUAAGGUGGUCGCCUGUUUGUCGCCACUGGAUCCUAUUUAGUCUGUUUUGGCAAGCUAAAAAAUGUUUAGUCCAUGUCGGCAUGUGCUCGAGUUAUUAAAUUUAUCUAUAGCCUUAGUUUUUUCCAAGUGAAUAGAAUCUGCCAAGCCAUUUAAUCCUUGAUCGUGUGCCGGCUUUAGCAGAUUUUCCCGGCUAAAGUAUUGUUAUAAGCGCAUUCAAUCCAUCGACACGUUUCUUCUCAGUUUUGAUGCAUUGAAAGAACCCGACAGAAACUCUAAACCGCUAAAUUUGAGGAAAUGGCGUGGAAAGCUAAGUAGCCUAAAGCCACAAAGAUCCUUUGGAAACAUGUUACAUUUAUUUUAAGUACUCUGUUUUGAUCAACAUGACACCUUAAACCGUAAGGAAUAUCAUGGCAGCUCGGGUCUCUCAAUGAGAAACAGCUUUUUUCAAUGUUGCCGUGGACGGUCUUUGACGAAGAUUGAUAAGGUAUCUCGGCGCAGUCAUAACAUCUUAAACGUCUUAAGGGUAUAAAGCAUAUUAAAUCUAUUAUCUUAA